Phycomyces blakesleeanus NRRL 1555(-) is the source of this 699-nucleotide messenger RNA. RefSeq lists its product as hypothetical. Gene Ontology annotation, cellular component: nucleus; cytoplasm. Bases 1 to 699 code for a protein of 232 amino acids. The transcript has 6 exons. Lineage: Eukaryota; Fungi; Mucoromycota; Mucoromycetes; Mucorales; Phycomycetaceae. The record is from RefSeq and is a predicted model, not a curated record.
AUGGAACAAAAGAAGCUCCGUAUUCUAUGUCUCCAUGGCUACGGCCACAAUGCAACAAUAUUCGAGAAAAAGAGUGCAAAGUUUACAAAAGGCCUUGAUCAGACUGUUGAAUUCGUGUACAAGUCUGGCCCACACAUUGCCUUAACUCCGGAAUACACUACUGUUUCUGAACGCUCAGAAGAGUCAGCCGAAGUUUCUGCCGAGAUUGAACCACAUGCUUGGUGGUACGCAGUAACAUAUUAUCCUGUAAUUGGGCAAUACUGCAUUGGGUUUGAGAAAUCGAUUGAAUACAUCAAGAAAGUGCUCUUAGAAGAGGGACCCUUUGAUGGUGUAAUGGGAUUCUCUCAGGGUGCUGCAUUUGGAGUUUUGUUGCAAUAUAUGCUUGAAAACACAGUUUUUCCGGAAAUGAUCUCGACCGAUUUUGCUCAUCCUCCCUUUCGAUUUGUGAUCAGCAUUGCAGGGUUUAUAGAUACACAUAAUGGACACAUUGAACAUGUAUUUAAAACACCUAAACUAAAGACCCCGAGUCUUCAUGUUAUUGGUGAUGCUGACACAAUUAUCGUACCAGAUAGAAUGAUUGCGUUAUCGCAAAAAUUUGAAAAGUCUACAUUACUCAAACACCCCGGGUCGCACUUUGUACCUACAAUGUCGUCGAGUAACCGGGCACUAAAGACCUUUUUGUCGCGGUUUAUCCAAUAG